This is a messenger RNA of Alligator sinensis (Chinese alligator), 3406 nucleotides long. It is a transcript of the gene TEAD1, whose product is annotated as TEA domain transcription factor 1. Gene Ontology annotation, cellular component: transcription regulator complex. Gene Ontology annotation, biological process: hippo signaling; regulation of transcription by RNA polymerase II; embryonic organ development. The record is from RefSeq and is a predicted model, not a curated record. Gene Ontology annotation, molecular function: RNA polymerase II cis-regulatory region sequence-specific DNA binding; DNA-binding transcription factor activity, RNA polymerase II-specific. The coding region runs from base 454 to 1755 and encodes 433 amino acids. Lineage: Eukaryota; Metazoa; Chordata; Crocodylia; Alligatoridae. The transcript is spliced from 15 exons.
CGCGGGCAGUAACUAAUCACUUGAAGGGCUUCCAUAAUCCUGCACCCAACCAUCUAUACGGCCCGGCCCGACCUAGAGAAAAAAAGUGCAGGGUUAAAAAUAAACACGGGGCUAUAAAUAGCCCCCCACCAGCCCGGGGGGAAGCUGGAAGAAGUUUGCAAUUGCAUUGCAAAGCGCUGGUGGUGGUGGUUGGCAAAGGUGGGGAGAGUGGCGUGGAGAGCUGCUGCUGGUUAAUUGCACAUUCAAGUGGAAAAUUUUCGGGAGUCAGCAGAAACAUUGUAUCCAAAAAAGACAAAGUCGCAGUGGCAACAAAACUGAGGAGCUUGUCCCUGGAAAACUUCCUUUCGGUUUAUUUUGUUUAAGACUCCAGGCUUAGGCUUGGAGACCCCAGCCAUCAUCAUUGAGCCCAGCAGCUGGAGCGGCAGUGAGAGCCCUGCCGAAGACAUUGAAAGAAUGAGUGAUUCUGCAGAUAAACCUAUUGACAAUGAUGCAGAAGGUGUCUGGAGCCCUGACAUUGAACAGAGCUUUCAGGAGGCUCUAGCUAUCUAUCCACCAUGUGGGAGGAGGAAAAUAAUCUUAUCAGAUGAAGGCAAAAUGUAUGGUAGGAAUGAAUUGAUAGCCAGAUACAUCAAACUUAGAACGGGAAAGACACGGACCAGGAAACAGGUGUCUAGUCACAUACAGGUCUUAGCAAGAAAGAAAGUUCGAGAAAUUCAAGCCGCCAUUAAGGUGUCUAGUCACAUUCAGGUUCUUGCCAGAAGGAAAUCUCGUGAUUUUCAUUCCAAGCUGAAGGUAACAAGCAUGGAUCAGACUGCAAAGGACAAAGCACUCCAACACAUGGCAGCAAUGUCAUCAGCUCAGAUAGUAUCAGCUACUGCUAUUCACAACAAGUUGGGCCUGCCAGGAAUUCCCCGUCCUACAUUUCCUGGUGCACCUGGGUUUUGGCCAGGAAUGAUACAAACAGGGCAGCCUGGAUCCUCGCAAGAUGUAAAGCCAUUCGUUCAGCGGGCCUAUCCUAUACAGCCAUCAGUCACAGCUCCUAUAUCAGGAUUUGAGCCUGCAUCAGCUCCAGCUCCUUCAGUUCCCGCUUGGCAGGGCCGAUCAAUUGGUACAACCAAGCUCAGACUGGUGGAAUUCUCAGCUUUUCUUGAACAGCAGAGAGACCCAGAAUCCUACAACAAACACCUCUUCGUACACAUUGGACAUGCCAACCAUUCUUACAGCGACCCAUUGCUUGAAUCGGUGGACAUUCGUCAAAUUUAUGACAAAUUCCCUGAAAAGAAGGGAGGUUUAAAGGAACUGUUUGGAAAAGGGCCUCAAAAUGCCUUCUUCCUAGUAAAAUUCUGGGCUGACUUAAACUGCAACAUUCAAGAUGACACAGGAGCAUUUUAUGGAGUAACCAGCCAGUAUGAGAGCUCAGAAAAUAUGACAAUCACCUGUUCCACCAAAGUCUGUUCAUUUGGGAAGCAAGUAGUAGAAAAAGUAGAGACGGAAUAUGCAAGGUUUGAGAAUGGCCGAUUCGUGUACAGAAUAAAUCGCUCUCCGAUGUGUGAAUAUAUGAUCAACUUCAUACACAAGCUCAAGCAUUUACCAGAGAAAUAUAUGAUGAACAGUGUGUUGGAAAAUUUUACAAUUUUAUUGGUUGUAACAAACAGGGAUACGCAAGAAACCCUACUCUGCAUGGCUUGUGUAUUUGAAGUUUCGAACAGUGAACACGGAGCACAACAUCACAUCUACAGGCUUGUAAAGGACUGAAUGGUUAUUUAUAUAUACACUUCAUUACACUUCUUUAUCAAAACACAGACUGUAAACCUCAAUACUAAGUGGCAGUGCCUCUGGCCCAUCUUUCACCCACAUUUUUCUAAAUCCUGUUUUAGUGAAGUCAUUUUUAAUGUGUUCAUAUAUAAUUGUAGCUGUGAAAUUCUGGUACAGUUGUAAAAAAUUCUUUCUAAAACUAAGUAUUCUUCAAAUUUGUAAACCACAGUUCUUUGGGAAGACUGUAUUUAAGAACCUAACACCUCUGUCUGUGGAGGUUUAUUUUUAAUUGUGAUAGAAAAAUGUAUGACAGAGCAGUUGCCAUGGGGAAAACGUACAGAAUUUAUAAGAAUUUAUUUUGUUUUUGUUUCCAAAAAAAUGCUUGUUUUACGAUGCAAAUGAAAUUGAAAUGAAUCCUAACUAUAAAUGUAAAUUAGUACACAAAGUUAAUAACCUUUAUAGAAUUAUCUUUGUAACCAAUUAGGGUGGAAGAUAUGGACGAAUGUAAUCACUAAAUUUAUUUUUUACAAUGAAACAUUUUUUCUGUUUGAAACCAAAUGAAAAAUACAGCCUUAAAAAAAUGCCUGAUAGAAACAGACAGGUUCUCAAAUUAGGCAAAUUUUGUAUUUUUUUCUCAACAUUGAAACUAAUCUUUUAAUCCAGUAAGCUUUCAAACAAGUAUUGCAGAGAAAGAAAAUAUCAUCCCUUAUCCUUAACAUAUGUAGUGUAUUUUAAAAGAAUAUAAAGUUGUAUCGUACUAAUAAGAGAAUUUGAUUAUUUAAUGAAAAAGAUGGCUCAUUUUGCAAUAAGUAGUUAAUUACUGAAAAUUUAGGCCAACAAUAUAUGUAGUCUUGCGUGUGCGAUUAUAUUUUAUAUGGACAGCUAUGUUUUCUAUAAAAUUGAGCGAAAACUUUGCAACACUGAAAUUAACAAACGUAAGGGGAAAUAAUUGACAUUAUUACGUGUUGUGAAUAAUCUAUCAAUUAAACCAGUAAUGUGGUUGAGAGAAGAAUACAUAUGCCAGUAAAAGGCUUACCAGCUUUAAUAUCUUUGAGAUGCUAGAAAAAUCACAACCAUCAUCAGGUAAAAAGAGAUUGGAGAGCUGGAGAGUUUUCUCCUUUUUCUUAUUGCUCACAAUGCUCUUCCACCUAUACUAUCCCACUAUGCCCAGAGCCUCCAAAAGAAAUGGUGCAAUUGGAACUGUCAGGGGGAGCUUAUAGGACACAGAAAUUAUUGUGACUUGGGGUCUGCUCUGCAUUCACAUUCAGAGCACACAGGUAUGUAGCAGUGUUCAUUCCUCUGGUGAAUACAUUAAGAAGUGGUUAAUUCAGGGAAGAUUCUGAAUUGUUUAUUAAAACCCACUGGAAGAGAUUUUGAUAGUAAGUAAGGAUCUGAAAUAUGGACAUGGGGGUGAGUGGUUAGCUAAGGUACAUGUGUUGUUAUACAUACUUGUUUCUUACAGGCUAAACUGGUUUAUAUCACAUUUCUGUUUUUCUUCUGUCUUUCAGCCACGCCCUUUCACUUUUAUAGAAACACAGUCAGGAUUAGGUUAUAAGAGGGAUAUGUGUUCUAAAACGUGGCAGACUAUCUGGCAAACUGCGCAUCCUAAUGGGCUGUCUCAAGCACUGGUUAUGAGAUAAGACACGUAUUU